CAAAAGGGAACAAUAUGGCGUCCUUCUCUUCUACGACCACAACAUUUCGUUUGAGAAUACGAAAGAUGAAACGAGAAAGUAGUUAGAAAAAAUAUGAUAUGAAGGAAAAUUAACCCUGUUAAACGGAUUUUACGAUGAUGUUCCAGCAGGCCCCCCAACAAUCGCUUAAGAUUGUCCCAAAGCCUGCAACAACUUCGACAGCUCAACCUGCUACUGCCUCUGCCGAGUCUCAAGAUGACAAUCGGUUUCGGCAGCCCAUUACUUUUGAUGGAAAACGGAUGAGAAAGGCUGUUAUGCGAAAAACUGUUGAUUAUAACUCCUCUGUUGUUAAACUAAUCGAGAACAGAAAAUGGUUCAAAGAUUUAAGCAAGAGGAGUGGAAUGCAGCCAGAUGAUAGCUUCUCUUCUGAUGUGUUCCCACCAGCUUGCCUCAUGGAGAAUCCCAUCAAUGCCGUUACCACAAAGUUUGUGCGAACAUCAACCAAUAAACUGAGAUGUCCAAUAUUUUGUGUUGCCUGGACUCCAGAAGGAAGGAGACUGGUAACUGGGGCCUCCAGUGGAGAGUUCACCCUCUGGAAUGGAUUGACAUUUAAUUUUGAAACAAUUUUGCAAGCUCAUGACAGCCCUGUACGUUCAAUGGUGUGGAGCCAUGCAGAUAACUGGUUGCUAUCAUCAGAUCAUGGUGGAUUUAUCAAGUACUGGCAGUCCAACAUGAAUAAUGUGAAAAUGUAUGAGGCGCACAAAGAACCCAUAAGAGGAUUAAGCUUCUCUCCAACUGAUCAGAAGUUUGCCUCAUGUUCAGAUGAUGGUUUAGUGAAGAUAUGGGAUUUUUACCGCUGUUCAGAAGAAAGAGUACUGAGAGGACAUGGAGCUGAUGUUAAAUGUGUAGACUGGCAUCCAACCAAGAGUCUUGUAGUGUCUGGCAGUAAGGACAGUCAGCAGCCAAUCAAACUGUGGGACCCCCGCACUGGAUAUGCACUGACAACUCUACAUGCUCACAAGAGUACAGUAAUGCAAAUCAGAUGGAAUCAGAAUGGCAACUGGUUAUUAACUGCUUCGCGCGAUCAUCUCUUAAAGUUGUUUGACAUUCGAAUGAUGAAAGAAAUGCAAACAUUCAGAGGCCACAAGAGGGAAGCCACAGCAAUCAGCUGGCAUCCUGUUCAUGAAUCUCUGUUUGUCAGUGGUGGUUCUGAUGGUUCAAUGAUGUUUUGGGUUGUUGGGGCUGAGAAAGAUGUUGGAAACAUGGAGAUGGCUCAUGAGGGAAUGGUGUGGAGUUUAGCAUGGCACCCAUUGGGACACAUCCUGUGUUCAGGAUCUAAUGAUCACUCCAGUAAAUUCUGGACACGGAAUCGACUUGGUGACAAAAUGAGAGACAAAUACAAUCUAAACAUUGUGGACGCUGAAGAUGAUGUUGAUGGAGACCACCCAGGUAUUACAACUACAGCCAUUCCAGGAAUGGACACAGCAUUGAACCCAACUGAGGAUGUUCCAGAUAUUGACCGAUACAAUUUGGGAGAAAAAGGUCCUUCAUUCGGCCCUGGUAAUUCACUAACAAACAGGGCCACCCCUACCCGACCACGGCAGGUAGAAUCACAGAAUCCCGGGUUCACUUUACCAAACUUCAAAAAUAGUCCAGGGAUUCCAGGCCUGGGAGAAAUAACCCCAGCUGUUGAAAAUGGAAAUUCAUCUUUAAGGCCAGAUGCGCCGGCUUUCAAGCCUGCAAGGCCUGGAGAAAGGAACCACAUGGGGCCAUUUGAACCACCGGCUCCCCAAAGACAUUUACAACAACACAACAACUUCCAACCAGAGAAAGAUCCAAGACUAAUUGAUGGACCUCAAGGGAAUCAUUCUCAGUUUCCUCCUGGUAGACCCAGAGGGGACUUUGAUAUUGGGAAACCUGGAAGAGAGUCUUGGGAAGAGCCCAGAGGUGCUCCUGAUUGGCGUGAGCAGGGCCCUAAUGAUUUUGGACACCAUGGUAGGGACUUCAGGCCCGAUGAGGGUGGACCAAAUUUUAGAGGGCCUCCUGGCGACAGGUUUCACAGUCCAAUGUCUGACAGGCAAGGACUCCUAGGAUCACCUCCUAAGAAUCUUGAGAUGGACUCAAGGCCUGGAUUACUUGGAGCUCCACCACCACAGCAGCCCAAACCACUCCUGCAGGGGCCUAAUGGACCUCCAGCAGGCACAGCAGGACCAACAGGAAAUGACUUCCCACGUCUAGGUCCUGGACCCAACAAGGACCCCAGACAAGACCAAGGAUCUUGGCGACCACACCCUAAUGAACGUGAAGGAGACAGAAACGAGCUGUCACCGAGAUUUGAUAUGAGUGAUCCACGCAGGCCUCAUCCACAUGACAUCAGUUCGAGGGGCUUCAGGAGAGGUGCUCAGCGAGGACGGGGGCAUGACUCGCCACCUCGUCAUGGCUCUGAUAUGGAAGGGCCAAAUCAAAAAAGCUUCCCUCAUCCACAAAGUCAUCCAUUCCUUAGCAAACUUAGUUCAAGAGGUUUUAAGAGCGGUGUUCAAGGAAUGCACGAAAAUAGGGAUCCCAGAUGGGCAGCCCCUUCAGAUGAGCCCCCACAGGGCAGGGGCCCCGAUGAGCCACCUGGUCUUUUUAGCCGACGAGAUAGCUGGGGAUCCCCGCACGACCCCCGUGUACAACAGCGAGAUGAGCCUCGGGAUCCCCGCAUGAUGAGGGGACCUGGAGGGCCCCCAUCAAGACCAGAUCAAAACCCCUCUAACGCAAAUGAGAAUAAACCAGCCAUACGGCCGCUGAUGAGUCUCAGUCCUCCGCCUUUGCCUCUCGGACAGCAGGGAUUUGAUUUCGAUCUUGGUCUUGGGGAAGACUCGUGGAAAGGACCUCCAGACAGACGGGGCAGGAAGCGGUCCCUGGACCAAGAAGGAUUCAGGGACGAUCGUGAUAGGGGACCUCCCAAGGCCUUGCGACCGGAGGACGAGUGGAGAAGGGGCCCAGAUCAAGGUCCACCGGACGGUUGGAGAGGACCAGAUGAACGUAUGGACGAUGGACCCUGGGGCGAUUUUGGAUCCGAAGCCGAUGGUUCUAUGAGAGGGAGAGGAAAGCCACGAGGAGGGAGGAGAGGGCGGGGAGGAAGAAGAUAGCAGCUGCUACCAACCAUCACCCUUUGAGUACGUCAUGUAUGCGUACUCAGUUUUUCCAGGAGGUCUUGUCUCUUUUCAAAAACAUUUUACACAGGCUGUGGUGUCGAAGCUUGUAGCGUACAUCGUAAUACCAGCACCGUUUUUUCAUACUCCUCACGUCAUAAAGGCAAGCCAACUGACAAGAAGUUACUGCUGAACCUGUGCGACUUAGUGAUGAGGCAGACGGUGAACAUAACGUUGUUUGCCAUACGAGAAAGAUCAGUAUUCCCGGUAUUGUUUUAACUGGAUCGUUGUUUUACGGAGCAAAUAUUGUUUGUUCAUCUGCUGUUUGCUAGUAGUUUACUUUUCCUUGGACAGUUUUUGCGUUAGAAACUGCUUGUUUACUUGUUAAAUACGUGAUUUAACAUUCAAUAUAACUGAAAACGCCCACAGCAAUACAAAACAAAAUUCGAAAACAUCACCAACUCAAACUGCCUCCAGCGGUUUUGAAUGGGAUAUUUAGUAAUCGAUGUAUAUGACCACAUCACUGGAAACACUGUUCUGAUAAUAUUAUAAAUUCUCACAACUAACUUCACAGAAAAUAUAAGAAAUAUUGUUGAGAGAAUUACUGUUGCAGUCUAGAUUACUUAAACGUUUGUCUUCUUAACUUUAGUAAAGCUAUAAAAUAAA
Pocillopora verrucosa is the source of this 3782-nucleotide messenger RNA. RefSeq lists its product as uncharacterized. Gene Ontology annotation, cellular component: mRNA cleavage and polyadenylation specificity factor complex. Gene Ontology annotation, molecular function: protein binding. Lineage: Eukaryota; Metazoa; Cnidaria; Anthozoa; Scleractinia; Pocilloporidae. The record is from RefSeq and is a predicted model, not a curated record.